GCCGCUGGCGCUGCACCCCCGGCCCGGCGGGCCCAAGAACCUGCCCGUCAUCAGCGACUACGUCGAGGGCGAGGAGAGCGAGGCGGCAAAGACGCUGGGACAGAAGGAGCGCCUCGUGGUCGUGGGCGGCGGCUGGGGUGGUGAGUCAGGGCGCAUGCGGCAGCGAGGGUGACGGCGAGGGCGUGUGCGGCAGCUGCCUGAGCGCGCUGGCGUGUGCAGGGCUGGCAGCAGACAUGUGCAGCACCGGCCUUGCUACACGCACCGCACGCCACUCCGGCGGAACUGCCAGUGCUGAACAUCGCUACACAGCCGUGGCGCUGCUCUCGACGCUGGACAAGGACCGCUACAACGUGACGCUCGUGUCGCCCAACAACUUCUACCUCUUCACGCCGCUGCUGCCCUCGGCCACCGUGGGCACCGUCGAGCCGCGCUCGCUGGUGGAGCCGCUGCGCAAGGUGCUGGCGCGCGUGCACGGCCACUACGUGCAGGGCUACGCCGUCGACGCCGUCAUGGGCUCGCCGCUGCCCGAGGCCGCCGGCGGCGAGCAGCGCCUGCUCGAGGUCGAGGUCGUCGACGGCCACGGCGGCGCAGAGGCCAAGGGCAAGCGCGUCUACAUUCCCUACGACCGCCUCGUCGUCGCCGUCGGCAGUGUCUCGGCCACGCACGGCGUGCCGGGCCUCGAGCACUGCUUCCAGCUCAAGACGAUCCAGGACGCACGGCGCAUCCGCUCGCACAUCAUGGACAACCUCGAGAUUGCGGCGCUGCCCACCACCGACCCCAAGGAGCGCGAGCGGCUGCUCUCCUUUGUCAUCUCCGGCGGCGGCCCCACGGGCGUCGAGACGGCCGCCGAGAUCUACGACAUGCUCAACGAGGACGUGCUCGACUACUUUCCCAAGCUGCUGCGCUCGCAGGCCAAGGUGCACCUCAUCCAGAGCCGCGAGCACAUCCUCAACACGUACUCGGAGAAGAUCAGCGAGUACGCCGAGAAGAAGUUUGCCAAGGACGACGUCGACAUCAUCGUCAACGCUCGCGUGAAGCGUGUUGAGCCGGACAAGGUUGUGUAUACCAAGAAGAACAAGGACGGCGGGCUGGACGAGUUCGAGAUCCCCUCCGGCUUCACGUUGUGGUCGACCGGCAUCGCCAUGUCGCCCUUCACCAAGCGCCUCACCGAGCUGCUGCCGAACCAGAGCCACCUCAAGGCGCUGCAGAUCGACUCGCACCUGCGCGUCAAGGGCGCGCCGCUCGGCAGUCUGUACGCGCUGGGCGACGCCUCCACCAUCGACACGCGCCUCAUCGACUACCUGUACGACUUUGUCGAGCAGUCGGACAAGGACCACGACGGCAAGCUGUGCUACAGCGAGUUCCAGGACCUGGCCAAGGCCGUGGGCCGGAAGUUCCCCAUCGCGUCCAAGCACUUUGAGAAGCUGCAGCAGAUGUUCGAGACGUACGACACGGACGCCGACGGCAAGCUGGGCCUCAACGAGAUUGCCGACAUGUUCCUCGAGACGCAGAACAAGAUGACGGCGCUGCCGGCGACGGCGCAGGUGGCGUCGCAGCAGGGCAAGUACCUGGCGCGCAAGCUCAACAAGCUGGCGCGCCGCCGCGACGCGGGCAAGGAGAUGAACCCGCACGACUCGGAGGACGUGCUCGACAUCGACGACCACGUGUACCGGCCGUUCAACUACCGCAACCUCGGCUCGCUGGCGUACGUCGGCAACGCUGCCGCCUUUGACCUGCCGCUGCCCGAGCCGCUCGGCAGCUGGGCCGGCGGCCUGCUGGCCAUGUACGCCUGGCGCAGCUUCUACCUCUCCGAGCAAGUGAGCACGCGCACCCGCCUGCUGCUGCUGAUGGACUACGUGCGCCGCGGCGUGUAUGGCCGCGACGUGUCGAACCUGUAACGAAAUCACGAGACGCUCAUAGAGACCCACCGCCACACACCGCGCGCUAGUCUAGGGCCUGAGAUUGCGACGGGGCUCCAAAGCGCAUGCAGAGAGGGAUGGAGGGGAGAUGACGCUGAACGUGGAGAGGCACAGUCUGAUGCCGCGCAGAGCGCGUCGCACAGAGAGAGGGAAAUAGAGUGACCGCGGCGGGAA
Tilletiopsis washingtonensis is the source of this 2093-nucleotide messenger RNA. RefSeq lists its product as hypothetical. The coding region runs from base 234 to 1898 and encodes 554 amino acids. The transcript has 7 exons. Gene Ontology annotation, molecular function: calcium ion binding; NADH dehydrogenase activity. Lineage: Eukaryota; Fungi; Basidiomycota; Exobasidiomycetes; Entylomatales. The record is from RefSeq and is a predicted model, not a curated record.